GUCCGCAGAAGAUCCAUGAGACAAGCCAAGGCGUGUGUGGGCUGUCGCCAGGCCAAAGCCCGCUGCUCGCUUGCUGUGCCGUGCAAGCGGUGCGUCGAUCGCCGACUUGAAUGCUGCUAUUCCCAGCCGCGUCCGAGGUCUCGACACACUGGCUUCCGGCCGAUCAGGCCGGCAGAUGGCCUGGAUAGGGCUGCACAGCCUGUGAGGAGCGAUUUGGCAAUGAUACCAGAUGUCUCUCUCCAGAAUCAGCCCUCUCCCUUCCAUCUCAGCUGCCAUCUCGUCCCCGAUAUGCCCUUCUCCUUUCAGGACCUGCUGUCUCCAGGUUUUCACGAUUUGAUGAGUUUGAGUUCAACAUCGGACAGCCAACUCACUCUAACCACUACCAAGACUCUCCUUUUGCAGCGCGAGAGAUCCCUCCAGCAAGGCUCCUUAACGGCAAACAUGCUCUUCAGCAGGCUGACUGACUACGCCCGCAUGAUGGUCGACCACAAAACCCUCCCGCCCUUCAUCUAUCCCCCGUGCUCCCUCGGUGCCUAUCAAUGUCCCUCAGACACACCCCACCAGUGUCUGCCGGAAGCAUUGGCCGUGUGCUCCAAUCUUGUGUAUCUGUUUUAUCAGCGUAUACCGGGCAGUCAUGCUUCCAUAUGGAACCAGAUCCGUGCGCAUCUAGCACAACUGCGAGAUGAGGUGAGAGUAUCAGAUUUGAUAUAGAACUGAUGCUAACCAUUAGUAUGACUACUAUAAUAAGGAACAAAUGUUGCAGGCUCUGCAGGCAGUGAUAGUAUACGGCAUGUUAUGCGCGCAGUGCGCCGAGUCCGUACCUGAUGAUUCGACGUGGAUGGUUGACACGAUUGAAGUAUGCUUUUCCAUUUGACUAUUCAUGGUGUUGCUGACGAGUAGACAUUUGCUGAGACAUUAUUUGAUUUGCGCACAUGGGGAUUAGACGUCGACAGCCUUUCCCUCUCGCGCAGCCAAUGGGUCUUUAUUGAAAGCCUACGGAGGUGUGCACACAAGAAUAUGCUACUUGUUGUCACCACGACUGAUCUCCUAGGAUCGGCUGUCUUCUCUAUCUGUUCGACCUCCUCUUCAUAACAGACACCCAGACACCCUCCACCGGCGACUGCCCCGAGUUCUUCGACAUGCCGCUCC
Molecule: messenger RNA, 1149 nt
Organism: Penicilliopsis zonata CBS 506.65
Lineage: Eukaryota; Fungi; Ascomycota; Eurotiomycetes; Eurotiales; Aspergillaceae
Exons: 1
Biological process (GO): regulation of DNA-templated transcription
Molecular function (GO): zinc ion binding; DNA-binding transcription factor activity, RNA polymerase II-specific
Source: RefSeq, a predicted model, not a curated record